Messenger RNA from Rattus rattus (black rat), 2278 nucleotides. It is a transcript of the gene Snx24, whose product is annotated as sorting nexin 24. The transcript has 7 exons. Gene Ontology annotation, molecular function: phosphatidylinositol phosphate binding. NCBI's taxonomy places the organism in Eukaryota, Metazoa, Chordata, Mammalia, Rodentia, Muridae. The record is from RefSeq and is a predicted model, not a curated record. The coding region runs from base 264 to 1007 and encodes 247 amino acids.
GCACUGGCCACCUUGAGGCUGUGCGGUUCCAUUCGCAGGCUGAGAAGGCUUAGCUUGAAAGGGGCGCAGCACCAGAGCCCCGGUGAAAGUUGGCAAGCUCUGCCGGUCAGAACGAAAGCAGAAGCAAGCUGGGCAGCAUCUCGAAGCGCGGUCGUUUUUCCCCUCCGUCGCCUCCCAGUCUGGGGUGGUGUCCCGCAGACCCCCGGAGCCCGAAGGGCUGGAGCGACCCGGGUGGCGCCCCGCGUGGCCGCGCACACCCGCCGAUGCAGACUCCGGCCCGCAAGCCCCGCCUCCCGGGCCCAGCUGAUCCGCGCCGCCCUGCAGGCCCCACACCUCCGCCCCGCCGAGCCCCACGCCGCCCGCGCCCGCCAACCCCGCGCCGCCGACCUGGGUCCAGGCCGCGCACCUCCCUGCCGCGCGCGCGCCGAGAAGGGAGCGGGAGGCGGGCGGCCUACGCGGUGCGGCGGAGCGGUGAGUGGCGCGUCCCCGCUGCGGCCAUGGAGGUCUACAUCCCGUCCUUUCGCCACGAGGACAGCGAUCUGGAGCGCGGCUACACGGUGUUUAAAAUAGAAGUGCUAAUGAAUGGAAGAAAACAUUUUGUUGAGAAACGGUACAGUGAAUUCCAUGCCUUGCACAAAAAGCUUAAGAAAUGUAUAAAGACUCCAGAAAUCCCUUCUAAACACGUCAGGAACUGGGUCCCCAAAGUCCUGGAACAACGGCGGCAAGGCCUGGAAACCUAUUUACAGGCCGUCAUCUUGGAAAAUGAGGAACUUCCCAAACUCUUCCUUGACUUCCUCAAUGUAAGACACUUGCCCUCUCUACCAAAAGCAGAAAGCUGUGGAUCUUUUGAUGAGACAGAAUCCGAAGAGUCAAGCAAGCUAUCCCACCAGCCGGUGCUGCUGUUCCUUGGGGACCCAUACGUCUUGCCUGCAGCCAGCGAUUUUCCAAAUGUGGUCAUCGAAGGAGUUCUUCACGGGAUCUUUUUCUCUCACCUACAGCCCAGGUAGAAACGCUACCCGGCUGGAAGAAGCUGCAGCGAGUGUCAAUGCCAACGGCAAGAAAAAUCGAUAUCUCUACCAAGUUAACCGAAACUACGUGACACAAGAGCUCUAGCUAUAGUGGGAAAAUUCACAGUCCUAGCUCCCUUUGGAACAGGGACAUUUCUAUUAGAAUGGUGCUUUUAAAAUUAGAAACCGGACCAGGGCGGGGUCAGUUUAAGACCAAUUAUUUGAGGAGUGAAAGGGAGAGAGAUUACAAGGGAAGUCAGGAAAAGGAGGCCACAGUGGAUUACUGGGAGCGCCGAGUGUCACAAAACAGAGGCAGCCUCUGCUUCAGCCGCGCUAUCUGCUAAUUGGAUAUCAUAAUAGCCCGAGUCAGGCUGACACUGAGCAGCUCCGGUGGCCUUCUGUUCAGACCUUGGGCACGCCCAUCUUUGCGCCACGGGAGUUUUCUCAUAUGGGAUACUGUAUUCUGGAGUGUGGGCGCCUGAAGAGUAUCCUGGAACCCACUGUGCCGGACUGAAAAUUCAGUUACACUGACCGUAGAAUGCAUUUUCAUUUCCAUUAUGGACGAGAUGCCUCCCACCUACAGAUCAGCCGCCAGCAUCGGGGCUCGAGGUGAAACGGGGUGUUGGGACCAUUCCUGAGAACACUCUAGAAAGGCUCCUCCGAAGACCGGCUGACACCCCUGGCAAGGUUCCAGGGGCCGUUCCAUGUAGAAAGUAUGUACUCUAAACACUAAAAUCAUACGCCCAAGAGUGGGGCAUGGGCGUCAGUGGCCAUCAUAGGAGCAAACGGACUGUUUGUGGCAGUGCUCCCCGACGGUGUACACCCACGCCGCUGUCACAGGCUCUGUUCCGGUUCCUCCUCGACUGACACCGUGUAUGGAUUAAAGUGAGUUAGAUGCUCGAUGCUGUCCCUCCACUGGAUGUCACAGAGGUCAUCUUUCACUCAGUGACGGAGCAGAGCCUAGGCCCUACCUGUGUGUGUGCUGACGAGCAGCCUACUUAUGGUUAUGAAUUUUCAUAAAUUUCAAUGUGGGAGGAAAUAUUUACAAUUAAAAUACCAUGUCAUGAAUUUUUAUUAGAUUGAAAGCCUGCUGCAAACUUUUAAAAAUAACAUUUUUAUGAUGGAUUGUGUAACCACAUGUUGGAAAUAAAGUAACCAAGUGUUAUCAAAAAAACAACUAAAUAGUGAAGAACUAGAGAUACUUUUUAAAAUGUUUUUAUGUUACUAGCUAUUUUGAGUUAAAUAAAAACAAACAAAAGUAAGUAUUUGAA